GGGGUUUUUCUUAGGUACCUCUCUAGCGUAAAGUACGGAAUUCAGCCUCAGCUGUCAAUCAUCAAUUCCCUCUGCUGCCUAAUCGCUCUUUUCCUUCCCCUCCAGGAUUUAGGUAUAAAACAAACCUUUACGGUCGCAUCUGCCCAAGUUAGAAGUUACCCUUUAAUCAAAUAUCUUACAUCAAUCUCGUGAACCAUGGGCAAACCGGACGGCAAGGUGGCGGACGAUGCCGUCUCGCUGCGUACCAACCCCGGUGAGAGUUCUAGAGUGACCUACAGCGACAACGAUGAUCUCGACAUCCCCGAGACUGCUAUCGAUGACCUACCGCCGAAUUAUACCGAAAGCGAGUCGUUGCUCCCACCGCCCGAUGCGCAAACGGCUGUUCCCGGCAGCGGCUUGGCUAUAGCCCAAACGCCAUUCGUCGAAGACGCUAUGCGGUUCAACGACUUGAACACUGGCGCCCAGUACUGGAUGGCUAAGAGCCUCGAAAGCCCGACUAAUCUCGAGAAACAUAUUCGACACCUCGCCGCAAUUCCUCCGCGACCUUAUAUCAAACUUGUCGGAACACAUACCGAGACUACGAGAGAUAGCAAGGGCAAGAUGGAGAAGAACACGAUUACCGACUUUGACGUUUCUGUCGAGCUAACACCAUAUCUCUACUCGGAUGCGCAGUAUCGCCGUUCGUGGAAUUAUAUCCGGACCGUGGAGAACGGCGAGAAGACCCGUCGUGGUACUAUACUUAGGAAGCGCGCCCCCGGUUCGAAUCAGAGCAUCGAGGUCGGUGGCAUCCCGAAACCGACGCUGAAGGAAUGGUGUCAUCGGUACUCUGCCAGCCAUGCAGGCUUGAAGGUCUUCGCACUUCAACGAAGGAUGAUCGGAUUUGACGAUGAGCAUAUUAAGACGAAGCUGAGAGAGCUGGUAAACGGUACGAACUACCGCGGCCAUCUUAAGGUGGAACUCGUUACGAAGGACUCCCUGAUCGAGUGCUACAACGAAGCAAGGAUAAACAAGUGGCGCCUGACGACGUGGAUACAAAUGCUGUUCACGUUCACUCUCCUAUUCAUCUUUUCCUGGCCGUACUUGUGGCUGCGGACUAAGAGAUGGGAGGUUGUUGUCUCUGAGUGGCCGUUCUCGAGGAUAGCUGACGACGGCACCAAGCAGUACGUGAGUAUUAGCGAGGACCAGUGGUUUAACAUGUGGGGACGAGCUAUAUCCAGCGCAGUGCUGCGGAAGCGACAAGCGCUGCUGGAUCAGACGGAUCUGAGGCGAGCAGAAGAGCCCGAACCGACCUUCGAGUCCGGAAACUCGACAGUCGACGGGGCGGUGGGCCUAUUCAGGGCCGGCAUCAGCGCUAUGGACGAGGUGAAUCGGCAUUUAGGAUGGGGAAGAGACUGCUAGAAGCAUUCUCCUGUAGCACGUCAUUGUUGGAGUUGUUCACGGGAAUACUUUAUUUAUGGGAGCGCUUUUUUUAUGUUUGGGUUUCUUCUGAGCUUUGCAAGUUUGUGGGUGAAGGUUACUAUUAUUAGUGUUCUUCUUGGGGCAAGGUGCGUGAAGCUAUUGGGGAGAUGCUGAUGCUACAUAAGGCGCGUAAUGAAUAUCGAGACCAUUUCCCUAAAAUGGAAAUAAGCGGGACGGUUG
Daldinia loculata is the source of this 1638-nucleotide messenger RNA. RefSeq lists its product as uncharacterized. The transcript has a single exon. Bases 196 to 1398 code for a protein of 400 amino acids. The record is from RefSeq and is a predicted model, not a curated record. Lineage: Eukaryota; Fungi; Ascomycota; Sordariomycetes; Xylariales; Hypoxylaceae.